GUGCGGUACAAAUCCCUCCAGCGCUGGCUCCCCACUCGUCGCCGACCUGCUGCCGCCAUCCUCCGCACUCCAGACUCGUCCGUACCGUCUUCCAUUAGACCACAGACAUCUCUCUGCAAAGAAGCAUACACCCCGAGGUCGCGAUCUUUUGAACGAAAGAACAAACACCCUCCAUCCCACAGAUGAUGCAAGUUCAGAACCUGCAAUCAGCAUCCCCGUUUCGGAAUACCGGCGGGCAUUGCCCGAGUAGUCCAAGCUAUCUCCACCAUGUCGACGACUUUGACAGCGUCGUGUCGGCAAAUCCCCAGCCGCCGACAACGACGUCGUCUACCGGUAGUCGAGGGAAACCUACGAUGGACGAGGUCAUGGACGAACUCCAAAGCCGAUUCCUUAUGAACCUUCCGCAAUCCGAACUGUCGUCGAGCGAGCGCCUGUUUUUCCAGAUUGAACAGUGCUACUGGUUCUACGAAGACUUUUACGCCGACCACCACAACCACUUGACCCAUCUCAAGCUCAACGACUUUGCGCGCAAGAUGUUCAACCACUGUGUGCUCCUCCAGCCUCUCAAGCAAAAGUGCGAGAGCAUGUUUCAGGACUUCAAGACGUACCAAAGCCAGAUCCCCGUCGUCGGGUGCAUCCUGCUCAACCCGGCCAAGACCAAGCUCGUGCUCGUGCGCAACUGGAAAGGCACGUCGUGGAGUCUUCCCCGGGGAAAGGUGAACCAAGGCGAGACCGACUUGGAGUGUGCGCGGCGCGAAGUGUUUGAAGAGUGCGGGUACGACCCGGCGGCCGCAUCGUCCUCCUCCACGAUCGUCUCGGACGUUGACACGGUGCUGGGCAUCAACGCCAAGGACUUCAUCGAGUUUCACGUCAACCAGCAACGCAUUCGCAUGUACAUUGUCACGCAAGUGCCGGAAGAGUUCAACUUUGCGCCGCAGACGCGCAAGGAGAUCAGCUUGAUCCAAUGGUUUGACUUUGACGAGUUGCCGAAGAAGACGUGGGGCGUCCUCCCGUUCAUGUCGCGGCUGCGUCGAUGGAUCACCAACGACACGAAGAAGGCGACUGCCAAGAAAAAGGCGACCCACACGCCGGUGAAAUCGAGGUCCGUGUCGGCGCCGCGCCACCGCCCCGCCAAGACGGACGCGUACCCGCCGCGGCCGACGUCCCCACCGCUCCCCAAGGUUCCGGUCGUGACCAACCCCCACCACCAGCACCUCGCCUUGACAGCGUCGUCGGCGCGGUCCAUGUCGACCCCCCACGCGCGGCCCAAAGCCAAACAAUCGCCUCAACCCCCCCCCCGAGGCCACUUCGGCACCGAGCACCAAAGCGCCACGUCAUCUGAUCACGUCAACGACCAAACUUUCGGACCGAUGACUUGCUCAUUCAGUUUCAACGUGGACGAGAUGUUCCGCAUCAACGAACAGCUCACGGGGCACACGUUCAGCUACGACGGCAACCCCCACGAGUUUGGCAAGGCGCCGCCCAAGCGAGCCGAUGUCCAGUCGCGACUGGCGGCGGCGUCGGCGCCGCCUCCUCCUGAACACAUCCAACCCACGCACGUUCCACCCACGACGACGACCAACGCUGUGUUUGCGGCAUUUACGUUUGACACGACCGAGAUCAUGGCGUGUGUCAAGUAAGCCGCCGCCGCCUCCUUGGCGAUGAUCCUCUUCGUCGUUGGAACCAACAGGAUACCUUGUGGCAAAAACAUCUCGAGGCCAUUUGGAAAUAUGUUUGGGGAUGGCGGUUGAUGUGUGUAUAUAUCUAUUGUAUGUUUGGGGAUGAAAUUAUUCUACAAAUCCCCACGGUGUUUAUCAACACCACCCAUGUACAUGUCAAGAAAUGAUAUAUCGUCGUCCAUGGCCAUCCAUGUGGUUAUGACAAACUACUUUUGCUUAUGGAGGUGUGAUGUCGGCAACAACGUCCACACAGCCCCAGUGGGCGACAGGCCA
Messenger RNA from Aphanomyces astaci, 1952 nucleotides. RefSeq lists its product as hypothetical. The coding region runs from base 183 to 1640 and encodes 485 amino acids. Gene Ontology annotation, molecular function: 5'-(N(7)-methylguanosine 5'-triphospho)-[mRNA] hydrolase activity; manganese ion binding; RNA binding. Gene Ontology annotation, cellular component: cytoplasm. The transcript is spliced from 2 exons. Lineage: Eukaryota; Oomycota; Saprolegniomycetes; Saprolegniales; Verrucalvaceae. The record is from RefSeq and is a predicted model, not a curated record. Gene Ontology annotation, biological process: deadenylation-dependent decapping of nuclear-transcribed mRNA; nuclear-transcribed mRNA catabolic process, nonsense-mediated decay.